Molecule: messenger RNA, 462 nt
Organism: Pelobates cultripes (western spadefoot toad)
Lineage: Eukaryota; Metazoa; Chordata; Amphibia; Anura; Pelobatidae
Source: the annotation of a GenBank genome assembly
AUGCCCUUUACUCAUGACUCAAAGGCCAAAUUGUACCGUAAGACCAGGAGGACUCUGAGGAAGGCCGCUGAAUAUGCCAAGGCCUUUACUGGCUGGGCCUUGUACUCACCUUCACCCGAGGAAGAGCCGAUGAUGGUGAUGAUAGGCCGCACAAAGCCUAAAACACCGUCAGCUUCUCAGGGGGCGAGAGACAUCGGCAAGAUCCUCUCUGGCACAACGAGACCGAAGCCAGUGGAAUGGGUAGAGAAGGAGCACUCCACAAACCCAUCAGAUGAUGAGGUUAGUCAGCCUCCAGCCAGGCCUAGCCACUCUGUCCCGCUGCCUCCCAGCAAACAUGCUGACUCACAACCCUCCGCUCCCUCAACCAAGCAAGACAUAUCGAAUCUAUAUGAUCGCAUCAGAAAGUUAUUCGAUGCAGACAUAGCUCUGGUAAAGCAAGAGGUACAGGUCAUCACUGAGCAG